GCGAAACGGCAGAUGCGUUUGUCCUGCGAAAGCUGAUCAAAAGCGGGGUUUUCCCAUUCUCUCAAUCCUUCGCUCUGUUGAUUGGGAGAAUUCUUGCGGGCUACUGGGCUCAUAUUUCGCUUCUUUGGAAAAGUCCUUUAGCAAUUAGCAGUAUCUACCUAGUUGUGCUGCGGACUGCAAUACUGCACUUUGUGGUUCUUUUUCGUUGCUAGUUGGAAGUCGUUUGUGACUAAACUUACCGAAGUUCGUAUAUUGCAGUUUCUCCAUUACUAUUUAUUUCCUGAAUCCCUUCAACAUGACUGUCGUCCAUUCGUUCGUCGCUUACAUUAUCGAAUUAUGGCACGAAUUUGUGGCUUACGUCACCCACGAGGAGAAGAAAGGUAAAAGCGGAUUUUGGCACAGCAUUCAGACGUACCUGAUCGCGAUUCCCAUUGGCGGGAUUUUGACCGCGCUGGCGAUCGUUGCCCUGGUCGCUGCGUUGCUCCUGAUGGUGCCAAUCUGCCGCUUGUUCGGAUAUGAUCUGGGUGGUUUGUUUGCGAAAAAACAGGCUCACCUGCAGGCCAAAUGGAAGCCCGCUACUUGGAUUCCGUGCUUUUGCGAUUUCCAUUCGGCCAAACAGAAAUGGGUUAGCAAUAAAUCAGCGGAGGAAGUGCAUGGAGAAAUUGUGAGCGCACUUAAAAAGCUGGAGCACGCGAAGGACAACGUUAGCGGCGACAAAUUUGAAGUCAUCAAGGCUGAUAACAAAAAACUGGAAGUCGUGGCGCAUUGCUUCAGUAAGAACAAGUGGCUGGAUAUCGUGGACAUCAAGACGGAAAUAGGACCGGAUAUGGGCGGGGCUGUUGUUCGUGCUGGCUCUUCUUCCACCGGUGCGGCGCCACUGAUUCUGCCUCCAUAUAUUGGCGUUCUAACCAGCGCGGCGUUAUUCUGGCUGCCGUUUUCGGAUUUCGGCAGCAACGUGAAGCGUUUGGAUCGUCUGCGCUCCAUGGUGCACAGUGUCCAGUUGGCCCACGAUGAAGACGCGGUUGCUGCAGGAAAUCAUAAUAAGAAAGAAUAAUUCUAUUGGCGUCGAACAUUUACUCGAAACCAUAUGGUAUGAAUUUUGUCUGUUUUUCUGUUUUUUGUACCUGGCACAUACCGCACGGCGCUUCACGAGCAUUUCCCUGGUUUUUGGUUUUUCCUACGCCCGCUUUUUUCGUCGGGUUGUUUCUUAUUAGUUUCUUAAAUUGUGCCACGUUGGCGCUACUGGGUGAUUUUUUUGGAUUUGAAUAAUAUAUGUAUUUGGCUCUAAUUAAAAUCUGGGAG
Molecule: messenger RNA, 1302 nt
Organism: Paramacrobiotus metropolitanus
Lineage: Eukaryota; Metazoa; Tardigrada; Eutardigrada; Parachela; Macrobiotidae
Exons: 5
Coding region: 296-1054 (252 amino acids)
Source: RefSeq, a predicted model, not a curated record